UCAUUUUCAUCUCUAUUCUGCAGUUUUUGUCCUUUGCUUCCGUCACGGGACCCCUGUUCUCCUGCAAGCAACCAUUAGAGCCAAUCAAGAAUUGAAGAAGAGCAAUAACGCCCGCCCGUUCCCAAUUUUCUUUGCUCCGCUGCCUGCCAACCGCCAGAGUUGACCGAGCCGGAGAGCCUCAGUCGCGUCUUUAAGCCAACUCAGCUGAUCGUUUGCCGCCGCCCGACCGCCGCCACAUUCCGGAGACGAAGAAGGAUGAAGCCGAGAGACAUGGACGUGCAAAUCGCCCCGCUCCGCGCCUGGGACGAUUUCUUCCCGGGCUCUGACCGCUUCGCCCGGCCGGACUUCAGGGACAUUUCCAAAUGGAACAACCGCGUGGUGAGCAACCUGCUGUAUUACCAGACCAACUACCUGGUGGUGGCUGCCAUGAUGAUCUCCGUUGUGGGGUUCUUGAGUCCCUUCAACAUGAUCCUUGGAGGAAUCGUGGUAGUGCUGGUGUUCACGGGGUUUGUGUGGGCGGCCCACAAUAAAGACAUCCUCCGCCAGAUGAAGAAGCGGUACCCCACGACGUUUGUCAUGGUGGUCAUGUUAGCCAGCUAUUUCCUCAUAUCCAUGUUUGGGGGAGUCAUGGUCUUUGUGUUUGGCAUCACCUUUCCUUUGCUAUUGAUGUUCAUCCAUGCGUCUUUGAGACUUCGGAACCUCAAGAACAAGAUAGAGAAUAAAAUGGAGGGGAUUGGUUUGAAGAAGACGCCAAUGGGCAUUGUCCUGGAUGCACUGGAACAGCAGGAAGAAAACAUCAACAAAAUCACUGACUAUAUCAGUAAAGUGAAGGAAUAAGCGUAGUUGACCUGGUGGUAGGGUCAUGGCAGAAAUUCAGUUGCAGUUUUCCCUUGUCCAGACCUACUUUCCAUUUGUGUUAUUUGAAAUAGGAGGUGCAGGUGUCACCCAGCCAUCUGUGGCCGUCCACAUGUAUAGAUCAAACAGCAUCCCUGAGGUUACUGAGAGAGGGCCUCAGAAACUGAAAACCACCCUCCUAUUAUGUCUGAAGUUUCAAGUGUGUUUAUGAAGACUGAUCAGAAAAGGAUCACACUUAUUUCUUUAGGGGAAUAAAAGAAAAUAAAAGGAUAGUGGAUAGCACAGCAACAAAACUGUAAUCUCACAGGGAAAAAGUCACUGUAAAGUGUCGAGUUAACAUGAGUAAAUGAAAAGUAGAUGAUGUUUCGUGUUAGCAUCCCCCUCCAAAAAUAUUCCCUAAGAUUGUAAUGUGUGGAGUAUUAGUUUAGUCUUUAUUAUUACUCUUUUAAAAUCAAAGAUGAUCUCUAUCACUUUACUGCCUGUUUGAUGUGCAGUGGAAACUGGAUAAACCAGUGUAUACUUUGUUUACAAUUAUAAAGAUUGCUGUUUAGGAGAAUAUUUUGUCAAAUUUUUGUAAAUUUUUGAAUUAUUAGUAGUGUGUUUUCACCAGCAGUUAUUUGCAAACUUAGUAUUGUCUUCUUUAAGGAGGUUACAGCUAGGUAACCUCUAUUAGUGACAGAUUUACUAAACAAACAAAAUAAAGCAAAACUUGAGUUCUGUUUAUAUUGCACAUUUUUUGUUGUUAUAAUGGAAAAAAAAGGUGUCCAAGAUAAUAUUUCCCAUAUUUUUUCAUUGUUAAUUUUUAACUGAAACAUCUAAAAAGAAGGAAAUGAAUGUGCAUUUUAUUAAUUCCUUAGGACACAAAGAAGUCAAUAAUGGCUGAUCUCUUGGAAAUCUGAAAAGCACCUUUAGAUGACUGAGCAAAAAAAGACUUUUAAAAAUAGCAAUGAAAAUGGGAGUGAUCACCAGCUUGUGCAGGUCAUAAAAAUUUUAGGUAGCAAGUAUUACAAGCAUAUGCUUUUAUAGACAGAUAUUAGAAUUAAGACAGCAUGAGUUUUUGUAUUCUGUUAUUUUCUUCCCUUUAUUUCCCAUGUAUUAGAAAUAGAUCAUAGAAAAUGUUUGCCAACCUGCAGCCUUCAUCUCGAGCACCGUGAUCUCACCAUGAUUACAUAGACAUGGUCUAGAGUUUGUAUGCUUACCCAAAUAUGAAGAAUAAAAUGUAUCCAAGGUG
This is a messenger RNA of Choloepus didactylus (southern two-toed sloth), 2086 nucleotides long. RefSeq names its product ADP ribosylation factor like GTPase 6 interacting protein 5 (gene ARL6IP5). The record is from RefSeq and is a predicted model, not a curated record. Lineage: Eukaryota; Metazoa; Chordata; Mammalia; Pilosa; Megalonychidae. Gene Ontology annotation, biological process: negative regulation of transport. Gene Ontology annotation, cellular component: membrane.